Messenger RNA from Henningerozyma blattae CBS 6284, 5046 nucleotides. RefSeq lists its product as uncharacterized. Bases 1 to 5046 code for a protein of 1681 amino acids. Lineage: Eukaryota; Fungi; Ascomycota; Saccharomycetes; Saccharomycetales; Saccharomycetaceae. The transcript has a single exon. The record is from RefSeq and is a predicted model, not a curated record. Gene Ontology annotation, molecular function: lipid binding.
AUGAUACAAAUGGGACAAAGUCACAUUCUUACAAGCAAUUGGUCUCCGGGGUUGUUAACCACCCGCCUCUUCACCUUCUGCUAUUUCGUCUGGAACCCAACUCAUGAUUUGUCUAACUCUGACAACAUGAGCAGUGAGGAAAUUUUUGAAAAACCAAACAAAUCUCGUCCUCAUUCAGCCUCAAAGGCCUCUACUACUCAUAUAUCUACCCACUCUCAUUCUAAUUCCAAAAUGGAUACUUCUCGUCCUCGCUCUACCUCGAAAGUGUCAGGUUCUACCAGUCCUCCUCCUGCUACUUCAAAAAUCUCGUCAAAGAAUGAAACUUUACAUCCUAUAGAAAGUGUUGCACUAUCUAUGAAUACUGAAAAGGACUCCAAUCGUAAUACUUCUGAAUUGCCUACCAAAACUUCAUCUGCCCCUUUUGAGGACACACCUUUGCUUGAUGAGGAGGAAAAGACCACUAAAAAUUCCAAACCAAUUAAAAUGACUUCUACAGAUUCAUCUACCUUAUACCCUUGGUCCAAAGUCGGUGUAUUCCAUCCAAGUGGUGUAGGAGCCCCUACUUCGAAAGAUUCCAAAGUCAUUAAAGCUUAUAUUUUGGAAAAUUUUUACAAUGAUUUGUAUUAUAAUGUUGCUACGGUCUUUGGUACUUGUUUCUUCUCUUGGGGGUUUGCCUAUAUUGGUAUGUCAUGGUGGUCCAUUGGAUUCAUCUUCUUUUGCUCUGCUGCUGUUUAUAACAAUGAAUACCGUCGUUUCAAUAGAAACAUUAGAGAUGAUUUACAAAGAGUUACUGUUCAAGAAACUUUAAGUGAAAGAACAGAAACUACUCUUUGGUUAAACUCCUUCUUAUCUAAAUUUUGGGUCAUUUACAUGCCUGUUCUUUCAAAGCAAGUUAAAGAGAGUGUCAACCCUACUUUAGCCGGUGUAGCUCCAGGUUAUGGUAUUGAUGCCUUCUCUUUAGAAGAAUUUACCUUGGGUUCAAAGGCUCCCGCCAUUAGAGGCAUCAAGACAAAUACUAAAACAGGCAAGAAAUUUGUUGAAAUGGAUUGGUCUUUUGCUUUUACUCCAAAUGAUGUUUCUGAUAUGACCCCAAAGGAGGUUGCUAUUAAGGUCAAUCCGAAGAUUUCCUUGGGUGUCACCAUUGGUAAAGGUGUUGUCUCCAAGACUGUUAGUGUUAUUGUGGAAAAUAUUAAUGUGGCAGGUAAAUUACGCGUUGGCAUUGAGUUUGGUACUAUUUUCCCAAAUAUCAAGAUCGUCUCGAUACAAUUACUAGAACCUCCAUUAAUUGACUUCGUCUUGAAACCAGUAGGUGGUGAUACUUUAGGCUUGGAUAUCAUGUCUUUCUUACCAGGUUUAAAGAGUACUGUUAAAAGUUUGAUCGAUUCUAAUUUGGCGCCUAUGUUAUAUGCUCCAAAUAAGAUGGAUAUUAAUGUGGAAGAUAUCAUGUCCGCUCAAUCUAAUGAUGCAACUGGUGUAUUGGCUGUCACUAUCCACGAUGCUGCAGCUUUAAAAAGCUCAGGAUUUAUUACAAAUACUGUCGAUCCUUAUGUGACAAUUUCUACUGAAAAUAGUGUAAAAAAUAAUGAACCAUCUGUAAAGACUAAAGUUAUUAACGAUUCAAAGUCUCCAAAAUGGAAUGAGACACAUUAUUUGACAGUUAAUAGUUUACAACAAAAGUUAUUUUUGAAAUGUUUUGAUUUUAAUGAUGUUCGUAGUGACACUUUAAUUGGAGAAUUAGAAAUUACUUUAGAAGAAUUACUUCAAGAAAAUUCAUUAGAAAAUCAAUCAACCGAAUUAUUAAUUGGUACUCAACCUAAAGGCCAAUUGAAUUACUCUUUAAAUUGGUUUCCUUGCAUUCAAAAGAGUGAAGAUAAAGUUGCCAAAGGUACCACUGACGAUAAAAAGAAACUAGAAUCUACAACUGAACAAAAUAAUCAAGAAGAAAAUGAUGCUUUCGACGAUGUCGACGUUGGUAUUAUUAAAUUCACUUUACAAAAUAUUAAAUACUUGGAUACUUCUGGAACUGUUACUGGCACGUUAAGUCCUUCUGCGGAACUAUAUUUGAAUAAUGAACUAGUCAAAAGUUAUAGAACAUUAAGAAGAAUCAAUGAACCUUCUUGGGGCGAAACAACUGAAAUUUUCAUCCCUUCAAAAUCAAAUUCUAAAAUUAGAAUAGAUAUCUUUGAUCAAGGUAUGAAUGGUAAAGAUCUGAUAUGUCAGUACAAUGGCUCCUUGGAAGAUAUUUUGAACUCUCUAUCCACAGGAAAUGGCUUUAUUAAAGGUUCUCCACAAGGUGAAAUAUAUGUUGAUGCUCAAUGGAAACCUGUUACUGUCUCUACUAAUUUCAGUGCUUCUACCACUGCCCGUGAUCCUAUUGGUUCUCUUAAAUUGUUUGUCAAGGAUGCCAAUAUUGCCGGCAGUUUAGCCGGUAUUGGUGAUAUUGAUCCUUAUUUUACUGUUGCCGUUAAUAGACAUUUGAAAUUCAAAUCUCCUCAUUUCACAGAGACGAGAACUCCAAUUUUUAAUAGAGAAGUUUUCAUUCCUAUUACUUCUGAAAAUCAAAAUAUUACCCUUUCAUUAUUUGAUUUUCAAGGUAUCGGUGGUGAUAGGUUUAUUGGCCAGUAUCAGAUUACAGCAAAUGAACUAAUACAAAAAGAUGAAAAGACUAAUUUAUUUUUACCUGUAACUAGAGCUCCAAAAUUGACUAAAAUUAUUUUAAAUGAUAAACACAAUUUGAAAACUGAGACCACAGUUACUUUAACUGUUCAAUUUAUUUCAACUGUUCCUGUUUAUACAGUUGAAGAAGCCGAAGAAAUUAAUCUGUUAGAGGAUGAGUUAUCUGAAAAGAAGAGAUUAUUCCAAAUUGAACAAGAAAAACUUAAAAAAGAGAUGGAUAUGAAACCAAGUGAGUACGAACUUACCGAAAUCGAUAAUCCAUUCUAUGCAGAGGAAAAGGCUAUCAAUAAAAAGAAUAAGUUUGAUUUAUUACAAUUAAUGGAAUUCAAUUCAGGUAUUUUAUCUUUAAACUUUAUUAGUGGUACGCUGGAAAAAUCUUCAUCAUAUUUACAUGUUACGUUUGAUGACUUUGCUUAUCCAAGUUUCUCCUCUUUAAAGAGCCAGGGUACAAAUUUGGUUCCAGAGACAGGCUCUGCUUUUAUCCGUGAUUUAAAUAAUAGUACUGCUCAUUUCAUUAUUUCCAAGAAAUUUAUUGUUCAAGAAGCCUCCGAUAUUAUCUCUCAAAAUACUUUCAGAACAUUAAGCUUGCUACAAAGUUCUCUUUCGAAACCUUUAAAAUUAAAAGUUGGAAGCUCAUAUAUUACUAUUAAGUCAACAUAUAACCCAACUGCUGCUCCGUUAGAUAGAUCUGAAUCAAUCUUAGAUACAGGUUAUUUACACUUGAAAAUUAUUUCUGCUGAGGGAUUAAUGUCUGCUGAUAGAAAUGGAAAAUCAGAUCCAUUUGCUCGUGUUUUUGUUGAUGGCCGUAAAGCAUUUAAAACAGAAGUUGUUAAAAAGACACUGUCACCUGUUUGGAAUGCUACUGCCAAAAUUGCAGUUCCAUCAAGAAGAUAUUCUCAAUUAGUUUUAGAAGUAUUUGAUUGGGAUAUGGCUGGUGAUAACGAAGAAUUGGGGUUAGUUGGUCUAGAUAUUGAAGAAUUAGAACCAAAUAGAGAAUAUCACUGGAACUUACCAUUAAGUACCCAAGGUACAGUAAAGGUUAAGGGCAAAUUCGUUCCAGAAUACAUUAAGGCUUCCUUGCAGGAAAAUGCUUCAUCUUCUGGUAUUGCUGCGGUUCCAUUAAAGAAAAUCGGUACUUCUAAUGUCUUAUUGAAGAGCGGUGGUAAUGUUGUUAAUGCUGGUGUAGGUGGAUUGCAAUUUGGUGGUAAGAUGUUGAAGAAAGGUGUAGGAUUGGGUGGUGAUAUUGUUAAAAAGACAAAAAAUGAAAAUAGCUCACAUACACAUGAAAAGGGGCACGAAAAAGACACCACUAAGGAAAAUAUUGAUAGUAACCAUGACAGACCAGUUAAACCAACUCCUAGAAGAUCUCUUUCUAAGAAGGGUGAUGAUAGCCAUAAAAGGAGAUCAUUCUCUUUUAUCCGCGACAGAAUAUCUAGUGACAGUAAGCCAGAAAAGACUCAUGAGAGAAAUUCUUCUGGAGCCUCUGAGGCAGUUUCUACAGAAGCCGCCCAAUCAAAGAGUAAGAGAACAUCAUUUGAAAGACCAUAUCCUCAUAGACACGCCUCAACUAGCCGUUCAGUUCAUUCAUCUCAGGAAAAAGCACCUUCAUCUCCUAAAGUUAAACCACCUUCAUCUCCUAAAAUCAAAACUCCAUCCUCACCUAAAGUAAAAACACCUUCGUCUCCUAGAAUGAAGGUUCCUCACACAAAGACCCCGCAGACAGCUACUCAAGAGAAGGAUUCUAACCAAUCUCUAAAGAAUACUGCUGAGUAUGAUCCUUCCAUUCCGAAUCAAGAAUAUGUCAAAGUUCCAGCCAACAGUUUAGCUAAUAAACCUGAAACAACUGAUAAGCAAUCCGAACAUGCUAAUCACUACCAUAAGGGUAAUGGUGGAGUUGGUGGUGCAACCAAUUCCGGAUCACACCAAAGAAGUGUUUCAAGAGCAAGUAGUUUUGCUAGAACUUUAGCUCCAAACGGUACUUAUGAGGGUGUAGUGAAAGUGAUUGCCGCUGAAAAAGUUGCCAAGAAUGUACAAAUCAAAGUUUCAUUAGCACAAGGUGGCCGUAUGAAACCUUUAUUCAUGACAAAGACAUUAAAAGCUGAUGAUAAAGGUGUUGUAGCCUUCAAUGAUGAAGGUAAAUUCAAAGCUUCUCCAGAAGCCAAUCUUGUAUUUGGUGCCAUUGCCCACCAUAAAUUCUCGAAGGAUCGUGACAUUGGUGUUGCUCAAAUCAACUUAGAUGAUGAGCAAAUCCAGCAAGAAAACAAUAUUGCCAUCAAAUUAGGGGAUGGCCAUGUUGUCGUUAAAGUUGAUUAUGGUGGAGAAGCUUUAAAUACCCCCCCUCUUCCUGAGAUUCCCCCAGAACAUCGGUGA